CCAGUGACAGCUCGCGACGUAAACAUGGCAGCGCCCAGGUCAACGUUCUGAUGUUGCGGCUUGAACGUUCUCUUUCAGCGCAUCAAAUUUUAGACUUGCUUUAGACAUGGAAACUCGUUGUGUAUCUCCAACAUCUACGACUUGUGAGCGCCCAUCUUCGUUUACAGGUUUGGUAAACCGACGCGUUGUGCUCAAGUCUCGACCUGGUGUUGACGGCGAUCCGCAGCUCGGCAAUUUUGCCACGGAACAGUGCGCUACACCGCGAGAGUUCAUUGACGGGGAGGUCCUGGUUCGCAGCGUGUUCCUGUCCAUCGAUCCUGCCUUGCGAUGCCGCAUGAACGAGAAUACGGGCGUGCACUACCUCACGCCGUGGCUCGUUGGACGCUGCGUCGAAGGUUUGGGCGGCGUCGGCAUCAUCGAGCAGUCCCACAGCCCUCUGCUUGAGAAAGGCGAUAUUGUCUGCAGAGCCAUGUCGUGGCCUUGGCAGCUGUACUUCAAGACGACCGCCGAUUCUCUCCAAAAAUUGGAUGUCGAAGAACUCGGUGGCGACGUGUCCGUCGUGCUUACGUGCCUAGGUCUCACGGGACUCACGGCGUUGCUGGGGCUGCGCGAAAAAGGCGGCAUCAAGCCGUCUGCCAACCAGACUUGUGUUGUGUCCGCGGCCGCUGGCGCCUGCGGAUCUCUGGCGGGCCAGAUUGCAAAGCUAGAAGGCUGCAAGAGAGUCGUCGGCAUAUGCGGCUCGGAUGAGAAGUGUGACUUCCUGACCAAAACGCUGAAGUUCGAUGCGGCCAUUAAUUACAAGACCCAAGACGUGGACAAGAGGCUGACGGAGACCUGUCCCGAAGGCAUUCAGGUGUACUUCGACAAUGUGGGCGGCCCCGUCAGCGACACCGUCAUCCGUCACAUGACUGCCGACUCGAACAUCGUGCUGUGCGGCCAAAUCGCCGUGUACAACAAGAGCGUGCAUUACCCACCACCCUUGUCCGAGGACAUCCAGAAGAUCGUCAAGGAGAAGCACAUCAGCCGCGACCGAUUCCUGGUGCUCCAGUACCAGGACAAAUUCGACGAGUGCCUCGCGCAUUUGAAAGCCUGGCUCAAGGAAGGAAAGCUGAUCGCGCGCCAGACCGUCGAGAGGGGUCUCGAGAACGCGCCGCAAGCUUUCAUCAACAUGAUGAACGGAGGAAACAUCGGCAAGCAAGUGGUCAUCGUCAGCGAUCUUAAUGAAUCCACGUGAUGUGGCUGAAUCUAUAAACGCAGUGUCCACAGCGCUCAGAACAGCUCGAGACGCAGGACAUGACAAAAUCGGAUCACGUGGCAAGCAUGCCGCUUGCCCCAAGUCUCGCACUUGUUGCCUAACUGCUCGCCCAAAGAAAACGAUUGGUUCCAGGGUCCAAUAGAAUUAAGCUGCGACGCUGUCUGCAAUUCAUCGCUGUGAACUCUUGCCGCAGUCUGCCGCUGCGCUCGCGGAAAGGACCGCAGAAGCUUAAUAAAUUGUAGGCUAGUUGUGGAUAAUAAAAUUUUCUU
Messenger RNA from Dermacentor silvarum, 1524 nucleotides. RefSeq names its product prostaglandin reductase 2. The record is from RefSeq and is a predicted model, not a curated record. The coding region runs from base 107 to 1234 and encodes 375 amino acids. Gene Ontology annotation, biological process: prostaglandin metabolic process. The transcript is spliced from 2 exons. Gene Ontology annotation, molecular function: 15-oxoprostaglandin 13-reductase [NAD(P)+] activity. Lineage: Eukaryota; Metazoa; Arthropoda; Arachnida; Ixodida; Ixodidae.